AUGGGGAAGGCCACGUUCGUAUACAGCGACGACGACGUAUGCCACGAGGAGGGCCGCUUCAAGAAGAUCCAGCAGGACACGUUAGAUGAGUCCUUAUCGCGCCCGUGGGUCGCUGCGAGGUUUCUACACAAGUACUUGCGGCCAUUCGCCAGGAACUACACUCCCAACGAGUCGCUCGUGAUGCUGGGCGAUAUCAAGUCGCUGAGCACGGAGAUGCACAGGGAUCUCGUGUGGUUGGCUUCCAGGCUCUCAGGGGGAGACGACCCGCCGCCCGAGGACGGCCAGGUGGCAGACGUGGUCGAGCGAACCUUGAUUGCCGUUGCUCACGCGAACACGCCCGCGAAACCUGUCGUGAAGGCGCACCUCAUCGAGACAUUGGAUUGCAUCCCUGGGACGCGCAAGCCAGGGAAGAAGGGCUCAUCAAAGUGGCAGAACAUUACAGCUGCCAUCGGGAAGUCGAAUCUGCGCCUCUUCACGCAGGCCGACACCAACGCCUUGAGGAAGCUCAUGGUCAACUACGACAAGAUGAUGCGGACGUGGAAUACAUGCGGCGGCAGGGGCGGCCUUGGAGAAUGGGAGGAAUGGGGCAACCCGUUCGAUCACAUUGACAAUACAUCUACGCUGGUUGCAGUUGGUUCCGUCGAGUGGUACGCGAUGAUUCUGGAGCACCUGAGCAGUCCCGUGACGGCCCUUGACGGCGUGUCCACCACGAAGGUCAGAUGCGUUGAGAUGCCUUCCUUGGGUGCGUUGCAAGAGUACGCCAACGGCAAGACGGAUCGGCGCCAGCCUGUGCUCGACGCGUACAUCCAGCGCUGCGUCGCCCACUACAACAGCAACGAGCGGUUGGUUAAGCUGCCAAUGGAUUAUUACACCUCUGACCCAUAUGCGCGCGCGCUGUGCAGAGGGGUCGGUGGUCAGGAGCUCACUCGCGAGGCACGGGUAGCCGCAUUCCCCGACUACAUCGAGAGCGACGCUCCGCGUUGCCACCCGCGCUUGUUCAAGAAGGCACUGCAGGCGCGCGGCUUGUGGAGUGAUGACAGGUUCCCCAUGAUCCGCAAGUCCUGCGCCGACUACAAGAAGUGGCGGGAGGCCGUUGCCAUGUACCUCGAGGUCACCGCUGACGAGUCCAAGGUUGAGUUGAUCAAGCUGUUCUACGGUGCUCGGCCAGCCACGCAGUUGCCGUGGCUUUUGAAGCUCUCCAACGAGAUUGUGGACGGCACCCGCCCCCUGCUCGGUUGCGCCGAGUUCGCGGAAUACAACGUCUUAUACGCCGACCGCCCCAGCCCCGCAGUCAGCAGGAUCGCGGCCAUCCUGUCGCACAUGGAGAAUGAUGCGUUGAUGGUUCUGUUGGACAAGGUUCGGGGCGCGGGGAGCACCAGCGAGGUUCUCAUAUUCGACGGCCUCCUCGCGAAAGUCGUGGAUUUCCGAUGCGAGGCGAUGCUCGCGGCAGCCGUGGCCGAGGCGAGCGCAGCCGCUGGCGUGGAGUUCCAGAUCAAGUCAUGGCAGCGCGGGGCCGAGCACGUGCGCUUCGCCAGGGCAGUGCUUCGCGGCUCACAGACGGUUGUCGUGCGGAGGGGGCGCGGCGAUCGCGAGGUAGCCAAUUGCGUCGUCUCGGUGGCUGACUGGGCACAGCUGGCCCCCAAAACCAUGCUCGACGAAGAGAGCGCGACCAUGACGGUAAAGGAGUUCAACGAGUCCGAGUUGGACCAUUCCCAGCGGGAUGCGGCCAAGAUCCCUCAGUUCACCAAGGAGACUGCGAACGACGUCUUCCGCCUCGACCAUCCCGAGGGCGCUGUCUACGGUGUCAUUGAGCCUCAAUCAGCGCCUGCGCCUGCACAUUGCCAUGGCGUCAGAAUCUUGGAGGGCGAUUGCGUGGCGCUCUGGGGCCCAACGGCGCCUUCAGUCGAGAUGCACCUGCCCUUGGCCGGCCUUGAGGCGUUCGCAGAGGGCAUGGACUUGAAAUGGUUCUCGCUCGAAGCGGUGCACGCAGAUGCGGCGUUGCCGGCUGGCGGCGGCGACGCGGACUACGCCAUUCCAGCUGCGGGCGCCGACGCGUUGUUCCAGCCAGGACCUGGCUUGCAGAUGGCCGUAGACACUGACGGGCCCUUCGAGACGAACCUGUGGAAGUGCGUCCACUGCCAUUCCCCCUUACAAUUGCACAGAGGGGAGGGUUGCGAGAUCUCCAGCACCCCUUACGACCUCCACCAGACCACUGAGAUUGCGGUGAGGACAUGGCGGUGCACUAACAAAGGACGCAGGCUCACGUACGGCCCAAACUUCAUGUGGGUCGAGGGCGACAAAGUGAACACAGCCACGGUGGCCGACUUCGAACAGUCUGGCAGAGUCUUCGUGAGCAACAAUAGGGCGUUCACCAUGCGCUAUCUGCGCUACCACGAGAAGCUGAUGUUCCGCGCCUUCACGACGGCUCGCGGCAUCGACUGGGUCACGAAGGAAGUCUUUGCGAACAAGGCCGAUGAAGGAUACGGCAAGGAGUUCGUCACCGAUUUCAGAAAGCUCCACCUCGACGCGAUGUCCCUGAUCGCAGUGCAGGAGAUGGGGCCGAUCAAGGAGCACCGCGGGGUCGUCAUCGGCGAGGAGAUCACCGACGAUCACUUCUCCAAGCUGGACAGCUACUAUCACAGGAACGCGUUCCCCGCUCCGCGCCCGAAAGACAUCGCAGUUCUCGUCGGGGACGGGCGCGAGAAAGUCCUCACGAAAUGCAAUGGGGAGGAGAGGCAGCAGCGCGCCGUGCGCAGGGGGGCAGCAGCGAUGAAGGGGUCAAUGAAAAGGGCGCGCAAGACCGCCAUCAUGAAGCACGCCCUCCGCGUGAAGCCCGCCGCGAAGAAGAAGUCAGUGGUUCUCAAGAGGCCGUCCGCCGCGCCAGUUCGCAGGAGGCCGUCUGCCGCUGCACCAGGCAAGAGGCCGUCCGCCGCAGCGAUUCGGAAGAAGGCGCAGUACAAGAACAGCGUCAAGGCAGUCCGCCACAUGCAUCACAACCACGGCUGGUUCAUGGCCCUCACCCCCGAGGGGCGCAUCGUUGCCGCAGUCGAGCAGAAGAACCCCGAGGGCAACGGCGUGGCGGCCGAAGCCCUGACCCGCGCGCUCAAGAAGCACCCCAACGUCAACACGUUCGUGUACGACAGGUGCUGCUCCUUCUACGUAUCAGCCCAGAAGUUGCCUGCCUGCAAGGACAUCAAGUACUGGUCCGUAGAUUGGAUGCACGCGAAGGGCCACGCCCGCAGCUGCCCCUGCAACCCGUACCACAUCAUGCGGUUGGGCCGCCGCUUGACGGGCAUCAACACGCAGGUGGCGGAGCAAUCCUUCUCGUGGUUUAGGGGCUACGCGCGGCCGCUGAACGAGAUGUCCCCGCUGCGCCACAAGCUCUGCGUGCUCUACUUCGCCAAGCUGCACAACAAGUAUGUGGAGGAGCAUAACGCCGAUUACCUGCCCCCGAAGGAGAGCCUCAAGACGACGCAGGGGAAGGGCGGGCAUUACGGCGCGGCCGGCUGCCCGGACGUCUGGGCCGUGGCCGUUGCCGUCGGUGUUGCUGCAGUGCAGUGGGAGGAGCAGUGGCUGCAGCGCAUGAGGAGCAGGGGGCUCUCGCCGGACAGCGUGAGCUACUCCACGGUCAUCCACGCGUGCGUCAAGGCCCACCAGCUCAUGAGGUCGGAGCACUGGCUGCGCGAGAUGGUCGACGCCGGCGAGCCCUUCAGCGCCUUCUGCCACGACUCCGUCAUCCAGGCCUGCGCCCACGCCGGCCAGCUCCACCGGGCAGAGCAUUGGUUGAAGGAGGCCCUCAAGCACGGUGGCAGCUUGAACCCGAACUCCUUCACCAGCCUCAUUUCCAGGUGCGCGCGCAGCGGCGAACUCGACAAGGCCGCGCAGUGGCUCGCCGAGAUGGAGAAGCACACGGCGGUGCCGGCCGCCGUCUACCAGGUCGUGGCUGCCUGCCAGGGGCGUACCGGCAAGGCGGACCGCAGCCGGGAGCUCCCGCACAAGAGCUCCUGA
Messenger RNA from Prorocentrum cordatum, 4008 nucleotides. NCBI's taxonomy places the organism in Eukaryota, Dinophyceae, Prorocentrales, Prorocentraceae. The record is from the annotation of a GenBank genome assembly.